AUGGCCCCGUACGAAGUCACGGCUCUCGAUGUGUGGGCGCUCACGAUCACGAUUUCGGCGCAGUCGCUUCCGAUCUGGCAGCUCGGCUACUCGGCGGGCUUUGCGAGCUACUCGGUUGGCAUGGGCCUCGUCGGCCUCGCCUACAUCUGCCUCAUUUCGUGUCUCGGCGAGCUUAUGAGCGCGUUUCCGUUCGCCGGCGGCGCCUACGGCCUUGCGCGCUGCACGCUCGGCUUUAGUGUCGGCUUCCUCGUCGCGAUUUGCGAGAUCAAGUAGUACGUCGACUCGGCCAUGGCCAUGGUGUCGUUCACAACUAUCUUUGUGUGCAUUGCCCCCGACUCGGCCGGCUUGGAGCCACUGGUCUGGGCGCUGCUCUACGCGCUCAGCCUCUUCGUGUACAUCCGCG
Messenger RNA from Saprolegnia diclina VS20, 403 nucleotides. RefSeq lists its product as hypothetical. The record is from RefSeq and is a predicted model, not a curated record. The coding region runs from base 1 to 273 and encodes 90 amino acids. The transcript has a single exon. NCBI's taxonomy places the organism in Eukaryota, Oomycota, Saprolegniomycetes, Saprolegniales, Saprolegniaceae.